CGGCGUUAUAGAAGGGCGGAGGCUUGUUCCGGCGAUGGAGAAGGCCAAUAUAUCGGCGUAUUACGAGACGAGGGCGGCGCACUUUGGCGUAGUGAGCAGCGAGUGGCUGGCUCAGGCUGAGUCUGCCACCGGCCACGGCCACAGCCACAACAACCCACCAGACACCAUUUCCGGCGAUGAUAUUGAUAAGCCUUUCUCCGUCAUCGAGGAGUUCAACGCGUGGCGGAAGCAUCCCGAUUUGGCGGAGGCGGUGGCCGCCAUUCGCGCAUUGGCCGCCGUCAUUAGCAGCAGCAAGGCGACAACAAUGAUGCAGCUGGAGAUCGAGCUCAAGAAGGCCUCCGAUUCCCUUAAAUCGUGGGAUACAACCUCUAUCUCUUUGACAGCAGGCUGUGAUCUGUUUAUGCGAUAUGUGACUAGGACUUCUGCUUUAGAAUAUGAAGACUUCAAUUCAGCAAAGUCUCGCUUGAUUGAACGUGCUGAGAAGUUUGGGGAAAUCUCAUACAAGGCUCGCAAAAUUAUUGCAAUGCUGAGUCAAGAUUUUAUAGUUGAUGGUUGCACAAUUUUGGUUCAUGGUUUUUCCAGAGUUGUCUUACAAGUCCUAAAACUGGCUGCACAAAAUAAGAAACUAUUUCGGGUCUUCUGCACAGAGGGGAGACCAGACCGAACGGGUUUAAGGUUGUCCAAUGAGCUGGCCAAGCUUGAUGUUCCUGUGAAAAUUGUAAUAGACUCUGCAGUGGCAUAUACUAUGGAUGAGGUGGACAUGGUAUUUGUUGGGGCAGAUGGAGUUGUUGAAAGUGGUGGUAUAAUCAACAUGAUGGGGACUUACCAAAUUGCAUUGGUUGCAAAGAGUAUGAAUAAGCCAGUUUAUGUAGCUGCUGAAAGCUACAAGUUUGCUCGUCUUUACCCUCUUGACCAAAAGGAUUUGGCCCCUGCCUUACGCCCAGUUGAUUUUGGUGUACCUAUUCCAUCCAAGGUUGAGGUUGAAUGUUCUGCCAGGGAUUAUACUCCUCCUCAAUAUCUAACUCUGCUUUUCACAGAUUUAGGUGUUCUUACUCCAUCAGUUGUUAGUGAUGAGCUCAUCCAGCUAUACUUAUAGUCGUCCAUGUAAAAUUUUGUUCUGAUUCUUUCAAAAUGUUCACCUCAUUUCAAGAUCGUGUUUGUCUUAAUGAAACAAUUUUCUAACAAGUAUAAGAGUUAACAACCUGAAUGUAAGUGGGGAUAGUCUUUAUUGUGUUUGUUAAGCUUUGACUUUCUGAGAAAUACAAGGGUGGCAAGACCUAUCUAUAAUUACAUUUUCCA
Molecule: messenger RNA, 1299 nt
Organism: Gastrolobium bilobum
Lineage: Eukaryota; Viridiplantae; Streptophyta; Magnoliopsida; Fabales; Fabaceae
Exons: 5
Coding region: 35-1096 (353 amino acids)
Biological process (GO): translational initiation
Cellular component (GO): eukaryotic translation initiation factor 2B complex
Molecular function (GO): translation initiation factor activity; guanyl-nucleotide exchange factor activity
Source: RefSeq, a predicted model, not a curated record